AGUUCUUUCGCAGCGCCUGAGGAGGAAGAGCAGGAUCAGCUGAACUACAGAAGAAAUGAAAAUGUUCUCCUAAAAUUCAUCACCAACAAAAAGGAUAUUUAACUAAGAGGAAUGUUAAACUGCUGACAGAGGUGAAGCACAAGCCAUCCUGAAGAAUCUCCAGAACACGCAGAAAUUGUUUGAUACAUUUAACAGACAAAUGAAGCCAAGUCCCAAAAUGGAGAAACAGCAGAACUCUGUCAAGAGUUUUACUAAACAGAGUAAUCUCAAAAAACACCAGCGCAUUCACACAGGAGAGAAAUCGUAUCACUGCUCAGACUGUGGGAAGAUUUUUACUAAACAAAGUAAUCUCAAAAUACAUCAGCGCAUUCACACAGGAGAGAAACCGUAUCACUGCUCAGACUGUGGGAAGAGUUUUAAUCAAGGCAGUCAUCUCCAACAACACCAGCGCAUUCACACAGGAGAGAAACCGUAUCACUGCUCAGACUGUGGGAAGAGAUUUAUUGAACAGAGUACUCUCAAACGACACCAGCGCAUUCACACAGGAGAGAAACCGUAUUACUGCACAGACUGUGGGAAGAGUUUUAAUACACUGGGGACUCUAAAACUGCACCAGCGCAUUCACACAGGAGAGAAACCGUAUUACUGCUCAGACUGUGGGAAGAGUUUUAAUAGACUGGAGACUCUAAAACUGCACCAGCGCAUUCACACAGGAGAGAAACCGUAUUACUGCUCAGACUGUGGGAGGAAUUUUAAUCAUCAGAGUAAUCUCAAAAAACACCGGCGCAUUCACACAGGAGAGAAACCGCAUCAUUGCUCAGACUGUGGGAAGAGUUUUACUACACAGAGUACUCUCAAUAAUCACCAGCGCAUUCACACAGGAGAGAAACCAUAUUACUGCUCAGACUGUGGGAAGAGUUUUACUAAACAGAGUACUCUCAAUAAUCACCAGCGCAUUCACACAGGAGAGAAACCAUAUUACUGCUCAGACUGUGGGAAGAGUUUUACUAAACAGAGUACUCUCAAUAAUCACCAGCGCAUUCACACAGGAGAGAAACCAUAUUACUGCUCAGACUGUGGGAAGAGUUUUACUACACAGAGUGAUCUCAAACGACACCAGCGAAUUCACACAAGAGAAAAAACUAUCCCACAUUUGUCCCACAGCAAUUAAAAGUGCAAAUCGUAAAUCUUUCAGACAGAACACCUUAUCCUACACAAAUGUUUCACUCUGUUACUUGGGACACGUUCCACCAAAAACAAACAUGAACUAAAUUUAAUCAUGGAUUUUACAGGUUCAGCAAAAUGAAUCUUAACCAGGGAUGAUGUUUAUUGAAUUCCAUGUUGUGUUUUCUCGUAUGUUUAAUAUUCCAGGACAUUCUUUGUGAGACAGAGUUCAGUUCUGAAGAAGGAGAGGUAUUUUGGGUUUGAGUGAUGGACACUGAGAGCUCCCAAAAGUGAGACCCAGAGCCACAGAGAGACGACACUGUGCCGGGUGGACCGGAGGAGCAUCCAGACCCUGCAGAGAGGCCAACAAAAUCCUUUCCAGAGGUUAAAUAAAAUGGUCAGCUGUAGUUCCCAUACUGAAAUCAACCCACUCCAGGUUUGUGUAGCGCAGUAAGGUUGCAGGCUCAUUCACUCCCUCUGAUGGUGUUCUCGUUUGUCUAUGGUUCAGUCGUUCUGAUUAAAAAUCUGUUACCAUAGAGAGAUAUAGAUGGAUAUUUGGUCGUUGUAUUACUCAAGUUUUAUACUCGCUUAUCUUUUUCUUAUUGAAUAUUAUAUGUUGCUGAAGUUUUUUAAAUCUACAAAUUUACUAAGAAUAUCCAAAUCAUGUGGUUUUUAAUUGUUUUUAUCCACUGCAAACUAUUAUCUUUGUAUGGCUUAACCUCUAUAUUUACUCAUCUGUUUGUUUUAAUAAACGGCUUUUAUAUUGCAGAUCUGCAAUCUCAUUGUGUUUUCUCAACAUAUGUUUGACAUGAAACCUAUUGGCCUGAGAUUGUCUAAUGUUAUUAUUUGUUGAAUACUCAAAGGUGCCCAACGGAGAAAUCCAGUGUGAAAUGUAUUUGUGUUGAAUUGAAACAUAGUCAAUUUCAGAUUGAAAUUCAGAGAGAAAUAUUUUUUUAAAUGGUUCAGGCUUAAAAGGGUUAAAUAUACAUUUACUUCCAAAGGUAGAGUAGCAUGUGUUUAACUUGUAUUCUG
Molecule: messenger RNA, 2196 nt
Organism: Astyanax mexicanus (Mexican tetra)
Lineage: Eukaryota; Metazoa; Chordata; Actinopteri; Characiformes; Acestrorhamphidae
Product: zinc finger protein 239-like
Exons: 2
Coding region: 200-1171 (323 amino acids)
Biological process (GO): regulation of transcription by RNA polymerase II
Molecular function (GO): RNA polymerase II cis-regulatory region sequence-specific DNA binding; DNA-binding transcription factor activity
Source: RefSeq, a predicted model, not a curated record